AUGGCCACCACCGAUGACAAAUGCGACAUGGACGUACUAACGUCCGUCCUUUCCGCCAUGACUUUUCGUCAUCAUGACGACCACCUCGUGACCCAGCGCCCCGCUGCCACACUUAAGGAGAUCCUCGAAAAGAUCCGUUCUAAUAAAGACCAGAUCCGUGAACUGGAUUUAAAGGAAAUGGCAGCCAAAAAGCGCAAGUUGCGCUCGUCUGGUGGAGAUCUGGUAGGUCGUGUCUUCCAGCUGAACCGUACAGUAUUGCGUCUAUUGCUGUCAGACCAUGAGAUUGGAGACGUGGGUGCUCAGUCCAUGGGGAACAUGCUCCGAGCGAACAACACUCUGCAACACCUAGACCUAAGAGGUAAUGAAAUCACGGCAGACGGGGCAUGCGCACUUAGUGAUGCACUGUAUGGCCACGAAACAUUGGAACAUUUGGGUCUUUCCAGUAAUCAAUUGGGGGACGAUGGUGCGAAAGCUGUAGCUAAAGUGUUGCCUUAUAACAUUUCAUUGAAAUAUUUGGGUCUCGCGAAUAAUAAUAUUACUGAAGAAGGAGGGAAAGCUAUACUCGAUGCAGUGCUACAGAAUCGGUCUUUGGUCAUGGUGCAGCUGGUAAAAAAUGAUAUUCCUCAGGAUGUCCUAGACAGGAUCCGAGCGGCUUUGGUCGUGAACAAACUCAUGCAAAAGAAAGCUGAGCGAGAUGAGAAAAAGGAGCUAAUGAUGGACGAGGAGAGAGAAAAGGAGACGGAAAUGUUGAGAGAGCAAGCGCUGUCGAAUCGGAAAGACGCCGGAAGCUCCAGUGGCAGCGAUGAGGAGGACGAGUCGUUGUGGAUUUAG
Molecule: messenger RNA, 831 nt
Organism: Peronospora farinosa
Lineage: Eukaryota; Oomycota; Peronosporomycetes; Peronosporales; Peronosporaceae
Source: the annotation of a GenBank genome assembly